AUGGGCCAGCAGGUCACAAAGGAGCAAGGCUCGCCCUCCAGCCACGGACGCUCGUCGUCGGGCCAGCUGCACGGCCAUAGCCACGGCCACGGGGCGCCCCCCUCGUCGUCAGUUUCCGGCCUCGCCGCCGCAUCGAGCUCGACGUCGGCUGCACCCGCGUCGCCGCCACCGCUGCCGCCCCACCUGAGCGACUCGGUGCAGGUCGACAAGGGCGGCCUGGUGCCGCAGGGCGUCUACACGGGCCCGCAGGACUACGACCAGCACGUCGUCAGGCAGGCUGUCGUCGAUCGCCGCCUGGCGCCCUUCUGCAAGGGCUCCGACGACGAGGACACGUACGAGUCCGAGCCCUUCAACAGCGAGUGCCCCAUCUGCUUCCUCUACUACCCUUCGCCGCUCAACUUCUCCCGCUGCUGCCACCAGCCCAUCUGCACCGAGUGCUUUGUCCAGAUGAAGCGGGCCGACCCGAACGCCACCAACCCGCCGUCGUCCGAGGCACGCUCGUGCCCCUUUUGCGUCGAGCCCGACUUUGGCGUCACCUACACGUCGCCCAGCGCCCUCGAGGCCCAAAAGGUCGGCCCCUCUUCCGCCGCCGCCACCGCCGCCGCCGGCAGUCCGGGCUCCGGCUCAUCCUCUGGAUCCGACUCGCCCAACGACGCCAGCGACGCCGCCAACUUUGCCGAGAGGGCCAUCGGCACCGGCGGGGCGGCGGGGAGCAAGGGCUCUGGCAAGAAAAAGGUGCUCCCCGUCGACGACCCGGCCGUCAUCACCGUCGACCAGGUGCGGCCGGACUGGCACGUCAAGCUGGCCCAGGCCCAGGCCACGAUCGCUCGCCGGGCCAACCGCCGAGUCAUUAUGCGCCAGGUCGGAGACCGGCUGAUCCCGAUCGGCAUCUCGUCUUCGCGGGCGGGCGCCGAUCUGGCCGCCGCCGCAGAGGACGGCCGCAUCAACAUGCACGGUCCCGGCGGCAGCAUCAUCCUGCAGGAUCGACCCGGCUGGCCCGGGCUGGGCGGCACCAUGAUGGGCAGCGGGCGGAGGCGAGGGCGCGGCAGCCGGAGCGAAGGGCCCAACACGGACCUUGCGCGUCUGAUGCGGCUGACGAGCGGCGAGGAGAUGGAGGAGAUGAUGCUGAUGGAGGCCAUGCGGCUCAGCCUCGUCGAGCACGAGGAGCAGCAGAAGCGCGAGGCAGAGGCCGCCAAGAAGCAGCGGGCCGCCGAGGCUCAGCAAGGAUCCUCGCCAGCGCCCGCGAGCGAGGCGACCGCGUCGGGAUCAACGGCAAAUGCUGCCAGCUCGGGACGACAGCACGGGUCCGCACAGGCCCCUCCGGCGCCUCUGGCGGGCACGACGGUCCAGUCGAGAACGAGUCCUGUGGCCUCUGCAUCCACCGAGGCACCGGUCCGUGCGCCUCCGCAGCCACAGGUCCCGGCGGUGUCGGCAGCUGGCCUGGGUCUAUCGCCAACGACGAUGGCCGACUUGAGCGAGCUGAUCGAGGGCGCGGCGCCGCCUCCGCGCACGUCGUCCAACGCUCGAUCCGCUCCGAAUACGACGGUGACAGCAGCAGGAUCGACGACCGCCGUUGCGCCGUCCGGAUCGGCCUCGCCCGCUGCGCCGGCGGGAUCGCGAGGGUCCGGGUCACCCCUGUCGUCGCCGCUGCGAGCGCCUAGGACCAACCUGCCGGCUCCCGAGCCGGUGCCUGUGCCGCAACCGGUGGCGGGGAUGGGAUCUGCGUGGAGCGAGGCCGAGGCGGCGAGGAACGCGCGGCAGAGCCUGGACAAGCAAGGUGUCCAAGUCUCGGCGGCCAACGGCUCGCGGCAGUCGUCGCCGUUUGGCAGCCCGUCGACGUCUGGGUUGGCGGGCGCGAGGGGAGUGAAUCCGAACAACCCGUUCAGAAGGAGUAUGGGCGAGAGUUCGUCCUGA
Pseudozyma flocculosa PF-1 is the source of this 1914-nucleotide messenger RNA. RefSeq lists its product as uncharacterized. Bases 1 to 1914 code for a protein of 637 amino acids. Gene Ontology annotation, cellular component: cytoplasm. NCBI's taxonomy places the organism in Eukaryota, Fungi, Basidiomycota, Ustilaginomycetes, Ustilaginales, Ustilaginaceae. The transcript has a single exon. The record is from RefSeq and is a predicted model, not a curated record.